Molecule: messenger RNA, 2373 nt
Organism: Stereum hirsutum FP-91666 SS1
Lineage: Eukaryota; Fungi; Basidiomycota; Agaricomycetes; Russulales; Stereaceae
Product: high affinity sulfate permease
Exons: 11
Coding region: 1-2373 (790 amino acids)
Biological process (GO): transmembrane transport
Cellular component (GO): membrane
Molecular function (GO): sulfate transmembrane transporter activity
Source: RefSeq, a predicted model, not a curated record
AUGGUCUCUGCUAAUUCCGUGAAACAAGCCGGGAAGCGAAUCAUCGGGUAUCCCGACGACCCCGUACCUACCAUUUCCACGACCGAUUGGUUCAAAAGUAAUCUCCUUGUGGAACCUACGAGCUUCGUAUUCCACUAUGUCAGGCGUCUGUUCCCAAUCCUUAGUUGGAUCUCCAGAUACAACUUGGGCUGGCUUACUGGCGAUCUGAUCGCCGGUGUGACUGUUGGUAUCGUGCUCGUUCCCCAAUCUAUGGGCUAUGCGCAAAUCGCUACUCUCUCCUCUGAGUACGGUCUCUACUCGGCAUUCGUCGGCACGCUCAUCUACUGUCUUUUCGCCACGUCAAAAGAUGUCAGUAUUGGACCUGUGGCCGUCAUGUCCUUGACGGUCUCCCAGAUUAUCACCUACGUGACCGACAGACACGGCGAUCAAUGGUCGGCUCCAGAAAUUGCUACCACUCUCUCCCUCAUUUGCGGUUUCAUCGUCCUCGGUAUCGGCUUACUCAGGCUCGGACGCAUUGUCGACCUCAUCCCGGCACCUGCCGUCAGUGGUUUCAUGACUGGUUCCGCUCUCAAUAUCUUGGUAGGCCAAGUGCCUGGCCUGAUGGGUAUCACCGGAUUCAGCACCCGUGCCGCUACUUACAAGGUCAUCAUCAACACCCUUAAAGGUCUUCCUUUGACAACGUUGGAUGCAGCCUUCGGUCUCGUCGGUCUCUUCUUCCUCUACGCCAUCCGCUACGCCUGCGAAUACCUCUCCAAGCGCUACCCACGUAGAGCUCGCGUUUUCUUCUUCAUCUCCGUACUGAGGAACGCCUUCGUCCUCAUCGUCCUCACCAUCGCGUCUUGGUUGUAUACGCGCCACAGAAAGAAUUCCGCUGGAUCCUACCCAAUCAAGAUCCUCAAGACUGUUCCUAGUGGUCUUCGUCACGUUCACGCACCCACGAUUGACUCCGGUCUCAUUACUGCUCUUGCUCCUGAACUCCCGGUCGCUACUAUCAUCCUGUUGCUUGAGCACAUAGCCAUCUCCAAAUCAUUUGGUCGUGUUAAUGGAUACAAGAUCGAUCCUAACCAGGAAUUGAUCGCCAUUGGAGUUACAAACACAGUCGGUUCUUGCUUCGGUGCCUACCCCGCCACCGGUUCUUUCUCUCGUAGCGCAUUGAAGGCCAAGAGUGGUGUCCGCACUCCUCUCGCAGGCAUCUUCUCCUCCAUCUGUGUCAUCGUCGCCCUCUACGGCCUAACCCCCGCAUUCUAUUGGAUUCCCACCGCUGGCCUCGCCGCUGUCAUCAUCCAUGCCGUCGGAGACCUCAUCGCGAAGCCAAGUCAAGUGUACUCCUUCUGGCGCGUCUCUCCUCUCGAGUUCGUCAUCUGGGCAGCCGGCGUCCUCGUCUCCGUCUUCUCGACCAUCGAGAACGGAAUCUACACCACCAUCUGCUCCAGUCUCGCGCUCUUACUCCUCCGUGUGGCCAAGCCUCGAGGAUACUUCCUCGGUCGCGUCCGGAUCGAGAGCGAGGGGUCGUCGAACACGGAGAAAGAGUCCAGUGGCAACUCAAGGGAGAUCUUCGUACCUCUGGAGAAGAACGGCGUCAUCAACCCGCAUAUCAAGAUCGAUCCUCCGGCGCCUGGGGUGAUCGUGUACAGGUUCGAGGAGAGUUAUCUCUACCCGAAUUGUUCGGUCAUGAAUGAGACGUUGGUGGAGUAUGCGAAGUCGAACACGAGGAGGGGCCAGGAUCUGACGAAUGUCAAGAUGGCCGAUAGGCCGUGGAAUGACCCGGGCCCGUCGAAUUUAGCUGCUGCGAUAGAGAUCGAGAGGAACAAACCGCUCUUGGCUGCCAUCGUUCUCGACUUCUCUUCAGUCUCCCAAAUCGACACCACCUCCGUCCAAGCCCUCAUCGACGCGCGCAACGAACUCGAACGAUACACAGACCGUCCCGUCGAAUUCCACUUCGCAUCCAUCCUCUCUCCCUGGAUCCGUCGCGCCCUCAUCGCAGGCGGGUUCGGCACCGGCCUCCCCGCAUCGCACGGACCUCGCGAGAUCGCCCCCGUCAUCCCUUACCGCGACCGCGACCUCUACAGCACCGGCACGCCCUCCGACUCCACUGACACGCCACACUCGGAUAUCGAGUCCGCUGAUGCUGCACGGAGCGGACCGAGGAAGACGAGGCAUGGGUUCGAGGAGGAGGGGGUUGCGGGCGCGAGGCUCGUCCCCGUCGAGACGCCGUUCUUCCAUUUCGAUCUGCAUACGGCGGUCAGGGCGGCGGAGUUGGGGACGGAGAAGACGAGGGCGGCGAGUUUGAAUGGGGGGAGUGCGGAUGUGUCGAGGAGUUCGUCGAGGGCGAGGACGGAGGAUGCGAAGGAGGUGGAGGCGACUGCUGUAUGA